GGACCAGGGGGCUGCCCAUCAAACUCUCCUCUGCCCCAUUCACACAUUGCAUCUUGCACACAGAGAGCGAGAGAGAGAGAGAGAGAGAGAGAGCGCCUCUCAUUCCCAAACGAGAGCUCUGAGUUCAUUCAUGAAGGCUGCACGAAGAACAGGAAGGGGAGGAAAGUCUUCAAGGGAAGGGCAGGUGAUUUCAAAUGGUUUUGGAUUGAUGCAGACGGGACUUUAAAUUACAUGUUGCGUGCCGUUCACUCGUGUCCCAGCCAGUGAUUUCAUAAGGGCGUCAUCACAUAGCAGAACUCGAAGCAGGUAAAGUCAGACAUUCUAUUUGUUCUGAAUGUAUUUGAAUGCAUCGCUCCCUAUACAGCCCAGCAGUGAUUCCCGACCAGUGUGCCGUGAGCGCUCUUCAGGUGUGCCGUGGGUUGGAAAUCACUGCAGCGCAGGCAUGCUGAAGCGCACUAAAUACAGCCGCCUGCACAAUGAUUCAAGCAGCUCCCAGGACGACUGGUCUGGCCACUCCGACUCUGGUUUUGCGCACGACGCGUCAUCCACCCCGAGGGACUCGGCACCCGUCGUGCCGUCGCAGAGUCCCCCGCGGGGGUCGAGUGCGGCCCCCGGGGCCGGAAGCGUUGAUGAGCAGUGCGGUGGCACCAAACCCCCCAAGAGACCAAUUAGCUUCCAUCACACGUGCAGCUUCCCAGGCACGCCGAGCUGUUCUUCUUGUGCUCUACACAAAUGCAAGCAGUGCUCUUCAGCGGUCCAUAGAGCGGUCCACCAUCACAUCAAGUAUAUGGGUAGCGUGGAGGUGACCCGUUCCAUGAGAACCCUCGACUUUGACACAAGGAAGCAAGUCACGCGUGGUGUGUGCGUGUGUGUGUGUGUGUGUGUGUGUGUGUGUGUGUGUGUGUGUGUGUCGCGCAGAGAGGCAAUCAACAGAUUGUGCAAGAGGACGGCGGCCAGGAACACAGACAAAGCAACAAGUCUCGAACACAAGCAUGUGUCUUGUGUUCUGGGUCAGAGCAACCUGCAGUUUGCGGGCAGGCGGGUCAUCCUUAGCGUCUCCGCAGACACGCUCGCCCUCCUGGCCGCCUCCUCGCAGAGAAUCACCCAACAUUCCAUCCAGGCAAUUUCGUUCGCCUCAGGGGGAGACCCAGACAUGGAAGACUACAUUGCAUAUGUAGCCAAAGAUCAAGUCAAUCAAAGAGCAUGUCACAUCCUGGAGUGUCUUCAAGGCCGAGCAGCCGAGGUGAUCCGCAGCAUCGGUUGGGCCUUUGAGUCUCGCUUCAAACAGCUUCUCUGUCAUGUGCCGUCACUCAUCUCCGCUGAUCCCAGCUCUGCGGGGAGAAUCUGCAACAAAUGGCUAUCGGAGGAGACUUUAAUGGAGCCAAAAGAUGCCGAUGAGGAUGAUAUUGACGGUAACAGUGAACAUCAUCACGACUACAAUGUGAGUCCGGGGAACACGCCGCCCCUUGGAGAAGACGUUGACCUGUGGGUCACAAGGGCAGAGAAGGAACAGAUUGCCUCCUCUCCAGCUGUUUCACUCUGCGAGAAUUGUUCCAUCAAGCAGGAUCCAGAUGCUCGAACAACAGAGCCAGCGGAGUCUGAGACGAGGAGUAAACGAUGUUCCGCUCCUUGCGGAACAAACAUCGGGAACCCGAUCCAGGAGGAGGGUUGGUUCCACGGCAGGUUAGGAAGAGAGCGGGCCGAGUCGCUUCUCUCGUGUAGCGGAGACUUCCUGGUACGAGAAAGCAGCUCGGCCCGUGGUCAGUACGUGCUCAGCGGGAUGGACGGAACCGCCGUGCGACACCUGCUGCUGGUCGAUCCGCACGGCCAGGUUCGGACCUGUGACCAGGUCUUCCUUAGCGUGGGCCACCUGGUUCGGUUCCACAUGCACCACCGGAUACCCAUCGUGACCGGGAGCAACCGGCUUUGCCUCAAGCAGCCAAUCCUGCAAAGACACUAACGUGUACACGCAGGCAUUCUCUACGUUGGCCUCCGUUUGAGCAUUUAUUCCUCCUUGAUAUGCAGCUGUACUCGUACUCCUUCGUUCCUCCCUAGUAAGGCAAUAGUCGAAAGACUCUGUCUUACUGGUAACGUUUUCUUCCGCUAUAGUACCACUUUUGGCCAGCAAGUAAGCUAAGCUAAGCUAAGCUUCGCUUCCCAUGGUUCCAAAGUAUAUAUUUAGUAUAGUUAUAUUUAACCGUUUGCAAGGAACAACUCAAGAAGUGGCUGCUCUUUUGUUCAUAUUCAUAUCUAAUAUAUAUAUAUAUAUAUAUAUAUAUAUAUAUAUAUAUAUAUAUAUAUAUAUAUAUAGAUAUAUAUACACACACACACACACACACACACACACACACACAUGCAUGAAUUUGGAUUUUACGUAGACACAGUAAUUGCAAUUUGGAACUCCACUGGGUACAAGAUGGCUUUUUCUGUCCACUAUUUCUCACAUCCACUUUGUGCCUGCCUGACUUUCGAAGCACAACGGCCACAGUUGUUUUGUCGGGAGAUUUUCAGUUGCGAGUAUUUGCAAAAAGCGAUAUACAUACAUAAUGAACGGAUACAAUUCGAAGCGUGAAGCUCAAAUAUUAUACUGUAUAGAUUCCAUCCAUUAGAUUCCAUCUAAUUUUUACAUUAAAAAUGUUGAUUGUUUAUGGUUUUAUAGCUUUUUUGUGUAUAAAUUAUAAUAGUUCCCUUUUCACAGUUUCAGCAAAAUACUGUUCACCUUUAUAUUAAUGAAUUAUAUAUAAUGACAAUUAAAGAAUGCAUUUAAAAAAUAUAUCAAUACAUAUUGAUUGUUUAGUUUUUUUUUUAAUACCUGUAUUAUUCAAAUGUAUAGGAACAGCCACAUACCAAACAUAUUCUUUUGAUUAGUCCACAAUGUUCCAAGUUUGAGCUUAAAGAUUUAAAUUGAGUACAUAUUUAAGGGUAAGGGAUUUUGCACCUCUUUAUAAACAUACAUCAUCUAGAUGAGAUCACUGUCAAUGUGAAAGGAUUGUAUUUUUAUUUUUUAUUUUUUAAAUAACCUUGAAAAGUAUUGCCUGUAUUCAAUAUUCAUAAUCUAGUCUUCCAUUAUAGUCCAGAUUUUGUAAAGGCCUUUCUAUUUGUGAUAUUCAUUAAAAUGCUCUUG
Messenger RNA from Phycodurus eques (leafy seadragon), 3124 nucleotides. Its product is annotated as SHC-transforming protein 1-like. Gene Ontology annotation, biological process: cell surface receptor protein tyrosine kinase signaling pathway; intracellular signal transduction. Bases 335 to 1960 code for a protein of 541 amino acids. The record is from RefSeq and is a predicted model, not a curated record. Gene Ontology annotation, cellular component: plasma membrane. Lineage: Eukaryota; Metazoa; Chordata; Actinopteri; Syngnathiformes; Syngnathidae. The transcript is spliced from 14 exons. Gene Ontology annotation, molecular function: receptor tyrosine kinase binding.